GGAGGUUGGCGUUGCCCGGGGAAUCGGAUCCCUGCUCCGUUGUGGAAAGCCGACCGCCGGGACAAACUUGCUCUCAAACUUUUAUGGGCGCUGCUUCUCAGCGCUGUAACUUUGCUUAUUUCUGUGGGCUUUUCUUACCGUGUUUUUUUUUUUCCGGAAAGCUCCUGAAGCCCAGCCGAGUCCCAGAGCCAUGGAGGUAGCGAUGUCUAAGGACCUACAACAGGAGGCCAACCUAGCCAAGAAGCGGUACAUGGACCUGUGCAGGCAGGGACGGAUCUUCGACGCCAGGAACAGGAUCAUUGGGGGAGACACACAAGCCUGGGAUUUUCAAGUCCGUGACCAGAAGAUAAAAGAAAUAACUGACAAAGCUAGGCAUGAAGCCUUUGCUGCUGAAAUGAAGCACAAUGACAAAGUCAUGUGCAUCGCACAUGACCGGGAACAGAGGCACAGGAAACAGCUGUGUAGAGCGAUCAAUGACUUCCAGCAGAACUUUCAGAAGCCAGAAACUCGACGUGAGUUUGAUCUUUCUGACCCCCUGGCCCUCCAGAAAGAGCUUCCGGCCCGAGUUUCAGACAAUGACAUGCGGAACACCAUAUCAGGAAUGCAGAAGUUCAUGGGAGAGGAUUUAAACUUCCAAGAGAGGAGGAGGUUCCAAAAGGAACAGAGCAGAGAAUGGUUUCUGCAGCAGCAUGGGGAAAGGGAGAAAGCCCGUGCUGACCACAUACUGGCAGAACGCCUCCACACUCAGGCAAGACUCAAGUUUGAUGAAACAGCCCGAGAGUUGCUGAAGCUGGAAGGCUCCACCAGGAAGGAAAUCUGCGCAGCCGUGAAAGCGUUCAAUAAGAACCAGGUUGUGGAGUUGACAGAAAGAAAGAGGCAAGAGAAACAACAAGAACAAGAAGACAACAUGACCGAGAUCACCAACCUGCUGCAUGGGGGCCUGCUUUCUGAGAACCCUCGGCAGGUGGCCAGCUCCUUUGGGCCUCACCGUGUGGUCCUUGACCACUGGAAGGGCAUGAACCGAGAGCAGCUAGAGGAGAUCUGGUUCACGCAGAAGCAGCAAAUCCAGGAGAAGCUGAGGCUUCAGGAGGAAGAACGCCAGCACAGCAUGGACUGGGAUCUGCGCAGGAUCCGGAAGGCUCAUGCCAGCCUGCUGCAUGAGCGGCAGCAGCAACGCUUGCUGCGGGAGCAGCGCAGGGCCCUGGACUGCAGCAACCUCAACCUGGCCAGGCAGCAGUACUUACAGAAAAAACAAAUGAAUACAGCCUCCUCAAGCCAGCCCACAGAAGACUAUUUCUCACAGUUUAAUACAAGGAGCCGCUGAGAGAACCGACUCUGCUUCCCCUGUUUAUAGUAGUUCCUCUAGGAGUCACGCCUAUUUCAAAGUGAAUCUGCUCCUUGGUCUGAACACCCCGUAUGGGCAUGUGCACAUGCGGUCAGGCUCUGCUCUGUGAAGAGCUCUAGCAUGGCUUUGGGUGCUGUGGACAUAGGACACGGUGAACCAUUCCAGAGAGGCUACACCGAGGCCUGAGUGCUGCUCAAGCUCCAAGCUGGCUGCUCAGUCAUUCUCUGACUCAGUGACUGAACAUCAUAGGUGUUGUUCCGUGUGCCCCAUGAAGCACUUCUUCCUCGGAUUCUCACCAUAAAGAGGCACCAACCUGCUUACCACUCCC
Messenger RNA from Mus caroli (Ryukyu mouse), 1673 nucleotides. RefSeq names its product RIB43A domain with coiled-coils 2 (gene Ribc2). The record is from RefSeq and is a predicted model, not a curated record. Lineage: Eukaryota; Metazoa; Chordata; Mammalia; Rodentia; Muridae.